Molecule: messenger RNA, 2616 nt
Organism: Closterium sp. NIES-65
Lineage: Eukaryota; Viridiplantae; Streptophyta; Zygnematophyceae; Desmidiales; Closteriaceae
Source: the annotation of a GenBank genome assembly
AUGACGCCGAGAGCCUUUCCUCUCAUGCGCCCCACCUUGCCUCCCUCCUCUCGGGAAACUUCUUCCCUCCAUUCCACCCUCACCCCGCCCUCUCCCCCUCCCCCAAUCCCCCAUACAGACCCACCCUCUCCCCUCCCCCAACCCUUUUCCUCACGUCUGUCCCUCGGUCCCCCCCCCCCCCCCCUCCGAGCCCACAACAGCAGCAGCGCUGGCAACCAUACCCCCAUGGCAUCUGUGUCUCUUUCCUUCCCCGCUGCUUCUGUCAGGGAGAGGGCAGGGUGGGCAGGGGGGCGUGUGAGUCGACUCAUUAUUCACCUCUCUCCUUCUUCCCUCUUCCCCUCUUGCACCCUUCCCCCCGCCUCCAGCCCACAGCAGCAGCAGCGCUGUCAGCCAUACCCUACCUGCCCACGGCAUCUGCGGCUCUCUCCUACCCAGCUGCUGCCAUCACCCACAGCAGCAGCAGCGCUGGCAGCCAUACCCUACCCGCCCAUGGCAUCCGUGGCCCUCUCUUACCCUGCUGCUGCCGUCAGGGAGGGCGCGGGGCAAGCAGGGGGGCUGCGCGGGUAUGGGCAGCUGCACCCGCGCUCUCAAGAACUGGCCACACUGGGCUGCAUCUACAGUUCUGCCCUCUUCCCCAACAGAGCACCUGACGGUCGGGUGCUGCUCAUCUGCUAUGUGGGCGGUGCGGGGAACGAUGCUGUUGCUGAAAUGUCCCACACAGACCUCAUAGCAGCAGUGGACUGUGACAUGCGCACCACGCUCCUCCAUCCCUCCGCGCCUCCUCCUCUGGCGCUCGGGGUGCGUGUGUGGCCGCGAGCCGUUCCCCAGCUUAAUACUGGCCACCUUGGAAGAAUAGAGGCGGCAAAGACAGGGAUCGAAGAGGCAGAGAUGGAAGGGGUGUUUCUUGGAGGGAAUUAUUUGACGGGUGUUGCGCUGAGUUGGUGUGUUGAGGGAGGGUAUGAGAACGCUAUUGAGAUUGCCAAAUCGUCACACGUCGCGCAGAGGCACGUCGCCAGCCGUCGUGGCGCUCGCUGCGAUGCUGCGACGGCGGGGAGCGACGGGAAGCCGCGCGUGCGAUUCGCGCCGUCGCCGACGGGGAACCUGCAUGUGGGCGGGGCUCGCACGGCGCUCUUCAACUGGCUCUUUGCGAGGGCGACGGGCGGCAAGUUCGUGCUGCGCGUGGAGGACACCGAUCUGAACCGCUCCACACCGGAGUCCGAGGCCGCCAUGGUGCGCGACCUGCGGUGGCUGGGGCUCGACUGGGACGAGGGCCCGGACGUGGGCGGUCCCCUGGGCCCGUACCGCCAGUCAGAGCGCAAUGAGAUCUAUCGCGAGCUGACUGAGAAGCUGCUGGCGUCUGGCAUGGUGUACCGCUGCUUCUGCACUGAUGAGGAGCUAGCAGCAAUGAAGGCGGAGCAGGAGGCGAAGAAGCUUCCUCCCAAGUACGCGGGCAAGUGGGCGCGGGCCAGCGAGGACGAGGUGGCUGCUGAGCUGGCAAAGGGCACGCCACACUCGUUCCGCUUCCGAGUGCCACCCAACAAAGUCAUUAAGAUCAACGACCUUGUUCGCGGGGAGGUGGCGUGGAACACGGAUACCCUGGGUGACUUCGUGGUGCUGCGCAGCAACGGGCAGCCAGUGUACAACUUCUGUGUCACUGUGGACGACGCCACCAUGAAGAUCUCCCACGUCAUCAGAGCGGAGGAGCACUUGCCCAACACUCUGCGCCAGGCGCUCAUCUACGAGGCCCUGGGUCUGCCCAUGCCCACGUUCGGCCACGUGUCGCUCAUCCUCGCUCCUGACCGCUCCAAGCUCUCCAAGCGCCACGGCGCCACCUCCGUUGGGCAGUUCAAGGAGCUGGGCUUCCUACCAGAGGCGAUGGUGAACUACCUGGCGCUGCUGGGGUGGAACGACGGCACGGAGGACGAGAUCUUCACGCCCUCGCAGCUCGUUGAGAAGUUCUCUCUCUCACGCGUCACCAAGUCCGCCGCCAUCUUUGACAACGCCAAGCUGCGCUGGAUCAACGGCCAGCACUUCCGCCAGCUGUCCGAGGAAGCUUCUACGCAGCUGCUCGCCGAGCAGUGGCAUGCCAGUGGCCUGCUGGCAUCAGCAGAUGCUACCAGCCGCACCACGCAGGCAGCAGCAUCAUUGGUGCGCAACGGGCUGGAGCUGGUCACAGAUGCCGAUGCAGCACUGGAGGCGCUGCUGGCAUUCCCUCUCAAGGAGACGCUCGCCAGCGAGGAGGCCAAGGCAGUGGUGGAGGACGGGCUGGACGAAGUGAGGGCGGCGCUGCUGGCGGAGUGGGAGAGCGGAGCACUGCUGGCAGCGGUGGAUGGCGGCGCUGCCACGUGGAAGAAGUGGAUCAAGGGGUUCGGCAAGGCCACUGGCCGCAAGGGCAAGCGCCUCUUCAUGCCCAUCCGCGUGCUGCUCACAGGCUGCAUGCACGGGCCUGAUGUGGGGGAGACACUCACCAUGCUGCAGCACGCAGCAGCGGAUAAGGCGCUGGGGCCCAAGGCUCACUGCGUGGGGCUGGAGGAGCGGAUUAGCAUCCUUAGGGAUGCAGACCUUACUGCUGCUCCUGCUGCUGCUGAGGCUGUGGCUGCAAGCGUGGCACAAUGA